Molecule: messenger RNA, 1211 nt
Organism: Corvus hawaiiensis (hawaiian crow)
Lineage: Eukaryota; Metazoa; Chordata; Aves; Passeriformes; Corvidae
Gene: NDUFAF6
Product: NADH:ubiquinone oxidoreductase complex assembly factor 6
Exons: 9
Coding region: 466-1185 (239 amino acids)
Biological process (GO): biosynthetic process; mitochondrial respiratory chain complex I assembly
Cellular component (GO): mitochondrion
Source: RefSeq, a predicted model, not a curated record
CGGGAAGGCUCGGCAGCGCUUCCCACCUGACGGGAACGCUGACGGGCUCCCGGAAAGGAUGGCUGGGAUUGCCCAGGCUGCCCUCGGGCUCUCCUGGCCCUGAAAAUAACCCGUGUGGGCGGCGCCGAUGGGCCGGCGGGACCACGCUAUGUCGGGAGCAUGGAAACCAGGCGCAUAUUUUAGGCUGCGUGGAUGAUUCGACCUGCACAAAGAAUCACAGAUUAGUUUGUGUUGGAAGGGACCUCUGGAGAUCAUCCAGUCCAUCCCCCCCGCCCAGGCAGGGUCACCUAGAGCAGGUUACACAGGAACGUGUCCAGGAAGCGUGACUAUGAAGGGUUUCUGUGUUCUCUGCUGUUGCCUGCAGAAUCUCGAACCUCUGCUUUUGCCUUGAGAGCCUUCAAUGUGGAACUGGCUCAGGCAGCAUAGAUAGACCAAGUGUCCUAAAGACACUGAAUUUCACUCCAGAUGUAUCCUUUCCAGAUUAAAGACUCCAUAACUCAGAAGACGACAGGUUUAAUGCGGAUGCAGUUCUGGAGGGACGCCGUGGAAGACAUAUACAGCGAUAACCCACCACAUCAGCCUGUUGCUACAGAAUUGUGGAGGGCUGUCAAGAGACAUAACUUGACUAAAAUGUGGUUGAUGAAGAUCAUAGAUGAAAGGGAGAAGAAUUUGGAUGAUAGGGCAUACCGUAACAUCCAGGAGCUCGAAACAUACGCCGAGAACACUCAGAGUGCUCUCUUGUACCUCACCUUGGAAAUGCUGGGUGUGAGGGACAUCCAUGCUGACCAUGCAGCCAGUCACAUUGGGAAAGCACAAGGCAUAGUUACCUGUUUAAGAGCAACUCCGUAUCACUGUACAAGACGAAAGGUCUUUCUUCCCAUGGACAUUUGUAUGUUGCAUGGAGUUUCACAAGAGGACUUCAUAAGAGGCAAGCAAGACAAAAAUGUGAGAGAUGUAAUUUAUGACAUCGCCAGCCAGGCCCAUAUUCAUCUAGAACAUGCUAGAUCUUUCAGUAAGAAAGUUCCUGUGAAGGCAUAUCCUGCUUUUUUCUGUACGGUUGCUUUAGAUGAUUAUUUAUAUAACAUGCGAAAAGUGGACUUCAAUAUAUUUCAUCCAAGCUUACAAAAGAAGAGUACGUUAUUACCACUGUAUUUAUAUAUUAGAUCUUGGAAAAAAACAUAUUAAAGUUUGCUUGGUUUUUUUAAUAUGGA